AUGGCUCUACUUGCAAGGUUAACGGUCAUCAUCCCUCUGGUUCUGAGCGCAAUAGGAUUGAUCCUUGCGGCUCUUUCACUGUCUGCUGGCCACAAGGAAGGCUUCAUGGAGGAGUACGCGCUUGCGAGGGUCAACGUCUCUCGAAUUGGUUACGAUCUUAUCAAGGCCAGCGACACUGAUGGAAAAAAUAACGACAGUGGUGGUUUUCUUGAUAUCAUUAAAGAUCUAUGGGAUGAUGCGAAGCAUGCGAUAAUUGAUAAACUCAACGACCUCAUUGGCGGCGCCGUCGACGAGGUGGCUGACAAACUCGGCAUCUCGGAUUGGUACUCAGUUCAUGUGAUGAAUGGGUACCGUCUGGAUCUCGAAACCAUCAUCAACAACCAGCUCAGUCUGGGGCCCUUCGAUAUCAAGCUGCCUGACUUGGGUUGGACUGAUGAUAUCCAAGCCAACCUUGAUAGUCUUAACGAGGCCCUUCUUGGAUUUUUCGUCCUCUACGUGCUGGGGAUAACCUUUUGCGGACUCAGCAUUCUCAUUUGUUUGGCCGCCUUCGCCAAGCCAGAACACAAGAAGGUGGUCUUAUCAGCAGUGUCUAUCAGCCUCAUCGCUGCUAGUGUUCUAGUUGCGGCAAGCAUAAUUGCUACAGUGAUGACGACGAAGGGCAUCGAUAGGAUGAAUCUCCUAACCAGGCAUAUUGGUGUUGAGGUCCAGGGCGGCCAUAAGUUCCUUGGUCUCACAUGGACCAGUGCAGUGGCUAUAUUGCUGGCUUUAAUGUUCUGGGGCACCAAAUACCUCAUCAUCAGGAAGGGGAGGGAUACCCCCGUGGCGAGUGCCAAGGUCUGA
Clonostachys rhizophaga is the source of this 840-nucleotide messenger RNA. The record is from the annotation of a GenBank genome assembly. NCBI's taxonomy places the organism in Eukaryota, Fungi, Ascomycota, Sordariomycetes, Hypocreales, Bionectriaceae.